GUAUAUUGAAGGUCCUUAUCUAGCAGACUGCUUUCUUUGGACAGCAAACACGGCAAUGGCGGAUUACGAUACCUACGAUGACCGGGAUCGGGCUUAUGGCAGUUUUGGCGGCGGAAGAGGAAGACCCCGAGGUGGAGGCGGUGCAGGCGCACCCCGCAGACAGAAGGAGUUGCCCACAGAACCCCCCUACACAGCGUAUGUAGGGAACCUGCCCUUCAACACAGUCCAAGGAGACAUAGAUGCCAUUUUUAAAGACCUCAGUGUUAGGAGUGUGCGACUAGUAAGAGACAAAGAGACAGACAAGUUCAAGGGCUUCUGUUAUGUAGAAUUCGAUGAUUUGGAAUCUCUAAAAGAGGCUUUGACGUAUGAUGGAGCUCUUCUUGGGGACCGAUCAUUGAGGGUGGACAUUGCAGAAGGGCGGAGGCAAGAGCGAGGUGGUGGGUUCGGCUUCCGAAAAGACGAGAGAGGCCGUGGUGGCUCGCGGGGGCCCAGAGGAGGGGGACGCGACUCCAGAGACGACUACGACCACUCUGGUGGAGGUUACAGGGAUGAUGACUUCAUGGGUGGGAGGAGUCGAGGAGGCAGUCGUCCCGGUGACAGAAGGGGUGGUGGAGGUGGUGGAGGAAUGGGUCGCUAUAGGGAUGGACCUCCACGUGGAGGCCAGACAGACUUCAGAGAACCCUCUGAUGAGGAAAGAGCACAGAGACCAAGGCUACAGCUGAAGCCUCGCACAGUCUCCGAACCCCUAAACCAAGUGGCCAACCCCAACUCAGCCAUCUUUGGGGGUGCCAAACCCAGGGAGGAGAAUUGAUAUUGCUGUGUGGCUGCAUUAUUGCGGAAGGCUAGACUGGAUCUGCGGGCUUUGUCCACCUAAAAUCUUUCAAAGACAUCUCUCAGAGAAACGCAGCCAGGGGUGUGAGGCGCCAAGCCUGUGCCCCUCUGCAUGCCCCCCCCCCCCCCCCCCCCCCAAAAAAAAAAAGGCCUCGUGUGAUUGGCUAAAGAGAAGCUGGACUCGGGGCACAUUUGGGAAAAAAAAAAAAGGCACGGCCCAGGCUUACACCUAACCGUGUCUUUCCGCUUAAUGUGAAGUUCCGACACCUAAGCCAGACUCUGAAGACAGUGGCACCGGUUUGAUUCUGUUGCCUUUGGGUAAGGACAUCAGUGUGUGUACUCUUUCUCUCCCUUUCCCAAGGCAUCUUUGUGUUGCAAAAAUUUUGAAAUUCUAGACACACGGGAGUAAGUGCUAGACCGCUGUGUCUUUUUAUAUUUUGCUUCAAUUGCUGCUCUAUUUUUGAAAUAACCUUUUCAGCCUUCACUUCCCACUGUCUUAAACAUUAAAUGAUUUAAAUGGCAAAAGGAUCUGAAUGUUCAUUUGUUUUAUACAUAAUCCUGACAUAACCAUUUUGAAAGAUUGUUUUUUAUUACUAUUGUUUUCUUUUGACCAAGUCUGUUUAAUCCAGUUAAGCGAUGCUUUCUGCAAUAAUGUGAGAUGCAGUCAGUUCGUUUUGAAGAGUGAGAUAAAAGCAUGCUAGAUCUGAAUAUGAAUAUCGACUACAGUCUCAGUCAGGCAACUGUCAACUUCCACAGCUUGAUAGUAAUGUGUUUAAUCAAAAAAGAAAAAAAAAAAAAGUUAACUAUGAAUAUACGGUCAGUAGUUCUGCUUUGACAUAGGAAGCUUAUUGAACAAAAAUCACCCGCACAUUUCCAAUCAAGGUGAUAUCAGGCACUAGUCUUGUCUACUAUUAGAUCAAGUAUAGAUUUCUCUUUGGAUAUCCAUGUGUUGCAACCAUUUUAUUUUACUGAACAUAAAAUGGAAGUAGAGCCUUUUCUUACUGUACUAUAGAACGAUUGGCUGUUUUUAUUCUUUUCGUUUUCCUACACUGUUUAUGGCAAUAAAAGAUCUCAUCUUA
Electrophorus electricus (electric eel) is the source of this 1910-nucleotide messenger RNA. RefSeq names its product eukaryotic translation initiation factor 4h (gene eif4h). Gene Ontology annotation, molecular function: RNA binding. The record is from RefSeq and is a predicted model, not a curated record. Lineage: Eukaryota; Metazoa; Chordata; Actinopteri; Gymnotiformes; Gymnotidae.